AUGGCAGCAGAACAGAGAAAGCUGCUGGAGCAGCUCAUGGGCGGCUCGGCUAGUACGCGGGCAGCCUCGCUCUCCAUGACAGAUCCUAAAGUCUGCAGAUCAUUCCUCGUCGGCACAUGCCCCCACGACCUCUUCACGAAUACCAAGCAAGAUCUCGGCCCUUGCCCAAAGCAGCACUCUGAAGCACUCAAGGCCGAAUACGAGGGACUGUCAGAUAAGGAGAAGCAAAAGUACGGCUUUGAGUACGACUACAUGCGCGACCUUCAAAAGUACAUCGACGACUGCAACAGGAGGAUAGACUCAGCACAGCGCAGACUCGAGAAGACGCCCGACGAGAUCCGCCAAACAAAUGCCUUGCUGAAAAGCAUCGCUGAACUCUCCUCCACAAUCCACAACGGCACCCUCGAAGUCGAAAUCCUCGGAGAAAUGGCCGAAGUAUCCCGCGCGAUCGACGAAUUCUACCGAGUACGCCAAGCACAGCAAACAAAAUUGGACCGCGAGAAGGAACUCAAGGCCCUGUCAGACACCUCGGGCCCAUCCGGCCACCAGAAGCUGCAAGUUUGCGACGUUUGCGGCGCCUACCUCAGUAGGCUGGACAACGACCGCCGUCUAGCGGACCACUUUUACGGAAAGAUGCAUCUCGGCUACGCCCAGAUGCGCAAGACCUUUGACGCGUUCCCCAAGGAGAUGCGCCACCGCCAACGCGGACCGAUGGACGACGACAACAUGGGACCCGGCGGUCCCAGAGGUCCCAGGAGCGGUGGAGGGUACCGCGGGCGUGGUGGCAGGGGAUACCGUGGCGGUGGCGGCGGUGGAUGCAUGAUACUUGAAGGAUGUAAAACGUGGUCGGCAACGGCAUUGAUUCCACGAUGGCCAGCAUCACGGGUCAAGAUAGUGAAGGACCCAACUCAAGGGAACAUAGACGGCGGCGUUGGGCAGUCCCGGACGGCAUUCUGUAUUCACGCUCGUAACGGUACCUGCUGA
Colletotrichum lupini is the source of this 984-nucleotide messenger RNA. RefSeq lists its product as uncharacterized. Gene Ontology annotation, cellular component: U2-type prespliceosome; U1 snRNP. Gene Ontology annotation, molecular function: mRNA binding. NCBI's taxonomy places the organism in Eukaryota, Fungi, Ascomycota, Sordariomycetes, Glomerellales, Glomerellaceae. Gene Ontology annotation, biological process: mRNA splice site recognition. The transcript has 4 exons. The record is from RefSeq and is a predicted model, not a curated record. The coding region runs from base 1 to 984 and encodes 327 amino acids.